CCCUAUGCAACUCCAUUGAAUAUGAGAGAGAAAUAGAGGAGGCCAUGCAUUCACUUCAUCCUAGCUAGCUGACUUUAUAGAGAGACCUUAGAGUAAAUGCUCCUACUGUCUUCUUCUGACUUUUCUAUCUCUCCCUGUUUUCUUUGCUCUACACUCUCAUGGCUAUAUCUCCUGUUUAAGGUCAGCGUAGCCUAACAAGAGUAUAAGACACCCUUCCCAAAGGCUCACCCUGUGUGUGUGUGUAUAUAUAUAUAUAUAUGCAUAGCACAGGAAACAAUCCCUUUUACUGAGUCCUCAGUCCGCUCCACCUAGGAAGAAGAAAGCAGAACAUCAGCAAGAAAAAUAUACUUCAGAAAUCUCUCUCUCUCUCUCUCUCUCUGUCUGCCCAUCAAUUAGUUCAAGGAGAGCGAAUUGAAAACAAGUGCCAUGGGAAGACCUCCUUGUUGUGAAAAAGAAGGAGUUAAGAAAGGUCCAUGGACGCCAGAAGAGGAUAUAAUCCUUGUCUCUUACAUACAAGAGCAUGGCCCUGGGAAUUGGAGAGCUGUUCCGACGAAUACUGGUUUGAUGAGAUGCAGCAAGAGCUGUAGGCUGAGAUGGACCAACUAUCUCAGGCCAGGAAUCAAGCGUGGUAAUUUCACAGAUCAGGAGGAGAAGCUCAUAAUUCAUCUUCAAGCACUCCUUGGAAACAGAUGGGCAGCAAUUGCCUCUUACCUACCAGAAAGAACAGAUAAUGAUAUCAAGAACUACUGGAACACUCAUCUAAAGAAGAAGUUGAAGAAACUUCAAUUUUCCGGCGAGGAUGGAGGCCGCACUAUCAACCCGAUCAUCUCUAACAACCACCACCAAUCCAUCUCCAAAGGCCAAUGGGAGAGGCGGCUUCAAACCGACAUUCACAUGGCCAAACAAGCUCUCUCCGAAGCCUUGUCUCUCGACGCCAUGAAUCUCGAAUCACCUUCUCCUCCCUCCCUCUGUCCGACCACCGCCACCGCCACCACCACCUGCACCUAUGCAUCCAGCACAGAGAACAUCUCCAGGCUGCUCGAGAAUUGGAUGAAGAGCACUCCUAAAUCAAGAAGCAGGGCGAGCUUCGGCUCUAUGACCAAUGCGUGCUCCGAUUCUCAAGCAUCAGCUGAUCAGUUUGGUUUCAGGCCUGUGAAGAUCGAGUCGAGUGGAGUCGUCUUGAAGGAGGAGAGUAAGGAGAGCUCUGCGGUCGGGCCGCCGCUUUCAUUCAUUGAGAAUUGGUUAUUUGAUGAUAUAAGCGUCGAAAAUGGAGGUGAUGAUCAUCAGGACUUGGUGGAUUUGCCUCUGAGUGAUGCUUCAGAGUUGUUUCAGGAUUGAUAUGGAAGAAGAUGAAGUCUUGUUGGUGAUGCUUCUCAUAGUACGUUGCAGGAUUAAACCUGCUUCCAUCCGCUUUGCCUUGAUUCAUUAAUUGAGGCUCAAACAAUGGAGCAGAUGGCCGCAUGUUUAAUUGAACUCAUGAAGAUUUGAGAAGCAUUAUAUUUUAAGAUUUUUUUUUCUUUUUUUUUUUUUUUGCUCUUCCCCGAAGGUUUUAGAGGAAAAUGAGAAGAAAUAUUAAUUUCAUUAGUGUUCAAUGAUGGAACUAUGGCGCCGUUCGUGAUUAAUUGUACUUAGUUUAUGUUUUUAAUCUUUUAAUUUCUUUCUAAUUAAGCUUAUCAAAACUGUAAAUUACAAAGAUGUCUUAUUAGCUUUAAGACAAGAAGAUUUGUAUUUCAU
Phalaenopsis equestris is the source of this 1734-nucleotide messenger RNA. RefSeq names its product myb-related protein 306-like. The transcript is spliced from 3 exons. Lineage: Eukaryota; Viridiplantae; Streptophyta; Magnoliopsida; Asparagales; Orchidaceae. The record is from RefSeq and is a predicted model, not a curated record. Gene Ontology annotation, biological process: response to auxin. The coding region runs from base 427 to 1338 and encodes 303 amino acids.